Molecule: messenger RNA, 486 nt
Organism: Hansenula ciferrii
Lineage: Eukaryota; Fungi; Ascomycota; Saccharomycetes; Phaffomycetales; Wickerhamomycetaceae
Product: tropomyosin
Exons: 2
Coding region: 1-486 (161 amino acids)
Biological process (GO): mitotic cytokinesis; actin filament organization
Cellular component (GO): actomyosin contractile ring; actin filament
Molecular function (GO): actin filament binding
Source: RefSeq, a predicted model, not a curated record
AUGGAUAAAUUAAAAGAAAAAUUAGCCAACUUAAAAUUAGAUGCUGAAAAAUGGCAAGAAAAACAUGAUGAUUUACAAUCUAAAGUCAAAGAAUUAGAACAAGAAUCAUUAGAAAAAGAUAACCAAAUCCAAGCUUUAACAAGAAAGAAUGAAACUUUAGAAGAAAAUUUGGAAAAAUUAGAAUCUCAAGUUACUGAACAUAAAACUGCCGCUGAAGAAUCUCAUUCAUUAAAAUCUCAUAAUGAAAAUUAUACUAAAAAAAAUCAACAAUUAGAAGAAGAAUUAGAAGAAUCUGAUAAAAACUUGAAAGAAACUACUGAAAAAUUACGUGAAACUGAUUUAAAAGCUGAACAAUUAGAACGUAAAGUUACUUCAUUAGAAUCUGAACGUGAAGAAUUAGAAAAGAAAUAUGAAGAAUUAACUGAAAAAUACACUGCUGCUAAAGCUGAAUUGGAUGAAAUCUCAGCUCAAUUGGAAGCUAUCUAA